Molecule: messenger RNA, 5372 nt
Organism: Morus notabilis
Lineage: Eukaryota; Viridiplantae; Streptophyta; Magnoliopsida; Rosales; Moraceae
Exons: 11
Coding region: 226-4869 (1547 amino acids)
Biological process (GO): CAAX-box protein processing
Cellular component (GO): membrane
Molecular function (GO): metalloendopeptidase activity
Source: RefSeq, a predicted model, not a curated record
UCGGUUGGGGGUUUGGAGAGGAAAUUGGAGUACCAGAGAGUUUGCGUGAGCACCGACGAUGGAGGAGUGAUUUCGUUGGAUUGGCCGUCGAAUUUGGACCUCACGGAGGAGCAUGGACUGGACACGACCUUGUUGAUUGUCCCCGGAUGGGCUCAAGGAAGCUCGGACGUCAACAUACGGUCGUUUGUUUGUGACGCUUUGAAGCGGGGAUGCUUUCCGGUCGUGAUGAAUCCCAGGGGCUGUGCCGAUUCGCCUCUCACAACUGCGCGGUUAUUUACAGCUGCUGACAGCGAUGAUAUCUGCACAGCUAUACAGUUCAUCAAUAAGGCUAGACCGUGGACUACGUUGAUGGGGGUUGGCUGGGGUUAUGGCGCAAACAUGUUAACAAAGUACCUGGCAGAAGUUGGAGAGGGGACACCGCUCACUGCAGCGGCAUGUAUAGACAACCCGUUUGACUUAGAGGAGGCCACAAGGUCCUUUCCUCAUCACAUGGCUACUGAUCAUAAACUCACCGAUGGGCUAGUAGAUAUUCUGAGGUCUAACAAGGAACUAUUUCGAGGCAGAGCUAAAGGGUUUGACGUUGAAAAGGCUCUAUCUGCAAAAUCUGUUCGUGAUUUUGAAAAAGCAAUCUCUAUGGUUUCUUAUGGUUUUGAAGCCAUUGAAGAUUUUUAUUCAAAAUCUAGUACAAGAAAUUUGAUUGGGAACGUGAAGAUUCCUGUUCUUUUUAUACAGAAUGAUGAUGGUUCAGCGCCUCUCUUUUCAAUUCCACGCAGUUCUGUUGCUGAAAAUCCAUUUACCAGCCUGCUAUUGUGUUCUUGUUUGCCGUCCAGUGGCAUUUAUGGUGGUAGGUCUGCUAUGACUUGGUGUCAGCAACUUACAAUUGAGUGGCUGACAGCUGUGGAGCUUGGACUUCUUAAGGGACGACAUCCUCUUCUCAAAGACGUGGAUAUCACCAUCAAUCCUUCAAAAGGCUUAGCUUUUAUGGAAGGCAAACAAUCCAGAAAAAAUGGCAAAGUUACCAAGCUAUUGGAUUUUACUCCUUCGAAUUCUUUAAACAGAUAUACCAAAGAUACCAUAAAUAACGUGCUUGAAGAAAGUGACACUACUGCAAGCUUGAUCUUAAGAUCCAGAAAGGAUUUACAGAGAAAGUAUGAAGUUGAAGACAAAGGAUUGGGAAAAAUUGAAAAUGGUGCAUUGGAGCAGACUAACUCUAUUGAUACAGAAUUGGUUCAACAGGAGGAAGUCAGUCCAAUAGAAAGUGAAAGUGGUGAAGUGCUGCAGACAGCACAAGUGGUUAUGAAUAUGCUUGAUGUAACAAUGCCUGGUACUCUAACAGAAGAAAAGAAGAAGAAGGUCUUAACUACUGUUGGUCAAGGAGAGACAUUGAUGAAAGCUUUGGAAGAUGCGGUACCAGAAGAUGUCCGGGAGAAGCUUACGACUGCUGUGUCUGGAAUUUUGCGUGCUCAAGGCCCACAAAUGAAAAUAAAUGAACUCCUGGAUAUUUCUCGAAUUCCAAAUGUGUCAACAGGAUUGAAGUCUAAGCUGGAAGAAAAAUUUAGGGGAACAUCAAACACAGAAGGUGGAUUGCAGGACCAGCAUUCUUCAGAGCAGAUGAAAAAGACUGACAAUCUGUCAGAUAGCUCCACUAAUAAUCAACCAGGCGUGCAGAAGCCUUCUGGGGGAAUGGAUUCAGAGCAUCUUCAGAUGGAGAACUCUCAAAAGUCUGCCAAUUUAGGCCAAUCUCAAUCAACGAGCAGUGAUGAAAACAAUAAUUCUGGUUUUGUCAGGACGGAAGCUAGUGAUUCGGGAACUGAUGUCAAUUAUGAUGAUUCUUCAAAAGGAAAAGGUGUUGUGAAUUCUGAAAAAGUCGAGAAAGGAUCAGAAACAGGAGCUAAGGCUAACAGUUCCAGCAGUGCUGAGAAGGCAAGCAAUGCAGAAGAAGCAAAUGUUGAAGAACACAAGGACCAAAAUGAAAAAACAGCUUUGUCAGACACAAAAGAGGAGCACAGUGCCAAAAAUGAAGAGAAAUCAGUACCUGAUCAAAAUAAGACAACAGCUGUAUCAUCAUCGGGCGUGAUUGGUGAAAACACGUCACCUUCAGGAUCCUCUUCCGAGGCCCAGUCAACAGAGAAGGAAGAUAGUGAUGAUAACAAGAACAUGCAGCCGGUUCUGGAUCAAUCCAAGUCUAGUUCAGACUCUUCCACGUUCAGUGUUUCUCAGGCCUUGGGUGCCCUGACAGGGAUGGAUGAUUCUACUCAAGUGGCAGUUAACAGUGUUUUUGGUGUGAUAGAGAAUAUGAUAUCCCAAUUAGAGGAGAGUUCAGAACAUGAAGAUGAAGAUAAAGAUGAGAAAAAUAAUUCUAGAUCCGUAUCUGUAUCAAUGAAUGUAAAACCAAUUGACGGUCAAAGGCAAGAAAAGUCAGAAGCCACUCUGCAUGAAAAAAGUGUAAAGCCCGAUGGCUUAAGUGAUUCUUCUGUUUUAAAACACUGUGGGAAUAGUAUGGACUCGCGGCAGGAUGAAUCAAAUGGACGCAUUGAAAAGGAAUCCACUCAAAGCCCAAUUUCUUCUCACGGGAAUGGUAUGAAAAGUCGGGAAAGGGAUACAGCUACUCGUGUAGUUGAGCAGGAAAAUAGAAAGAAUGAUCAAUUAGGUGGUAGCAAUCAUCCUGAUGAUAGUUUAGACAGAAUAAAGAAAGAAAAUAGCAUUCCAACGUACAUAACUUCAAAUAAUGAGUACUUACCCAAGUAUCUAUUCUCAGAGAUUCCAACAGAAUCACUAGAUUCAGAUGCAACCAAUGCACUGCUGCUCGAGUAUUUUCCAGAAGAAGGUCAGUGGAAGCUUCUAGAGCAACCAGGAAAUAAUGGAAGUACUGUUGAUGAUGCUCAGAAAAAAGUUCAUACUCGUUCACCUGCAGAGGAAGAUGACGGAGACGAUGUUAUUGAGCCUCUGUAUGUUAUAUUAGAUACAGAACAGCAACAGGAACCAAUUGAAGAGUUUGAGACACUGAGCCACGAACAGGAAAAGGUUGCAAUUGAUGACAAUAUACCAGAAGAGCUGAUGCAGUUUGUGAGAGAGAUUAUAUUAGUUGCCUUGAAGGUUGAAGUCGGUCGCAAGCUAAGCACGGCUGGCAUGAAUGAAAUUGAACCCAAACUUGUUGGAGAAUUGGUACAGGUGGCAAAUGCAGUGUCAUUGUCUGUUGGACACGAUGUGAAGCAUGCUCUGAUUUCUGAUGCUAAAUGCCAUGAUAUCGAUGAUAUUUUGGACAAAGUGGAUACGCUUAAUGGGGAGCAUAUUAUCAGGGUCAUAUCUUCUGCUGUUCAGGAGACUACUUACUUGAGAAGGGUAUUACCCGUUGGUGUUAUUGUAGGAUCUAGCUUAGCUGCUUUGAGAAAAGUUUUCAACGUAUCUACAGUGCAUGACGAUGGUGAUCUGAAUUUUGCUGAAGACAAAAAAUUGCGAGAAAAUGAUUACAGUAAGAUUAAAGUUUCCAAGACUCACCAAAUGCCUUCUGAAAAAAUUGAUCAGAAUAACAGGAUGGAUGAUUUAGUCAGCAAGAAGGGUGGGAAAACUGAACUAUAUAAUAAAAAAAAUGCUACUGUCAUGGUUGGUGCUGUUACCGCUGCUUUGGGGGCAUCCGCUUUACUAGUGCAACACCGGGAUUCAUACAAAUCCAAUGAAGCUGUUGAAAGUUCAUCAAAGUCCCCAAACAUGAAAGCCGAUACUCGAAAGGAGGCUGAAAAACUUGACGAGGCAGCGUCUGAAAAGAAUCACAAUAACAUUGUAACAAGUCUUGCUGAGAAAGCCAUGUCAGUUGCUAGUCCAGUUGUACCUACAAAGGAAGAUGGUGGCGUCGAUCAAGAAAGGCUGGUUGCAAUGUUGGCAGAUUUGGGACAGAGAGGUGGCAUGCUGAGGUUGGUUGGAAAAGUUGCUUUGCUAUGGGGUGGUAUACGUGGUGCAAUGAGUUUGACAGACAGGCUUAUCUCAUUUCUUCGCUUAGCUGAACGUUCCUUGAUCCAAAGGGUUCUUGGGUUUGUUAGUAUGGUGCUUGUUUUAUGGUCACCAGUUGCUGUUCCGCUGCUUCCAACACUAGUCCAAAGCUGGACUACGCGUACCCCCUCUAGAUUUGCUGAGCUUGUAUGCAUUAUUGGUCUGUACACUGCUGUUAUGAUACUUGUUAUGUUAUGGGGAAAACGAAUACGUGGGUUUGAAAAUCCACUUGAGCAGUACGGGCUGGAUUUGGCAUCAUUGCCAAAGAUUCAGAAUUUCUUGAAGGGCUUGGUUGGAGGAGUAAUGCUUGUAGUAUCAAUACAAGCUGUGAACGUACUGCUUGGCUGCGUAAAUAUUUCUUGGCCUUAUACUCCAUCUUCCGUAGAUGCCAUGACAUGGCUGAAAUGGUAUGGUCGAAUGCUUGUGGUGGUUGCUCAAGGAAUUGUAACGGCAUCUGGUGUUGCCCUUGUAGAGGAAUUGCUUUUCAGGUCAUGGUUGCCUGAAGAGAUUGCCGCUGAUCUUGGACACCAUCGAGGAAUGAUAAUAUCAGGCCUGAUAUUUUCUUUAUUUGAGAGGUCUCUAUGGGCAAUUCCCGGGCUAUGGCUUCUCUCUUUGAGUUUGUCAGGUGUUCGGCAAAGAACCGAAGGCAGCCUCUCUCUUCCCAUCGGGUUACGUGCAGGAAUAAUGGCUUCAAGUUUCAUCUUGCAGAAGGGUGGUGUUCUGACCUACAAGCCCAACUUUCCUAUUUGGGUCACCGGGACUCAUUCAUUCCAACCGUUCAGUGGGAUAGCAGGUUUUGCAUUUUCCUUGUUGUUGGCACUAUUUUUAUAUCCAAGACAACCCAUACAAACGAAGAAUUUGAAGUGCGAAAAUGGGGAAUAAAUAUUUCAACCAUCUGUUGACGCACACUAUAUGCGUUGUGUUCGUGAAUGGCGGGAUUCGUAUAAAUUGCGUCGUUAGCUUCACUGGUUAUGUUUAUCUUUGGUAACUUUCACCAUGAAAGUAGUAAAAUACUGUACAAAAUACGGACGGAUGAAGAGCAAAGCCGACAAACAAAUACAAGCAGAAGUACAAAGGUUACUCGGUGCCUGCAUGUGAGCUGUUGGACCGAGUGCUACAAUCUCACCAAGGCAAUGAAAAUGAUCACACUGUAUAGUUGGCAAGAAUCUUAUCUUAAAUGUCUUAAAAGAGGCAAAAAUUUUGUAAGUAGGACACCGAUGGGGUACCAUUUUACCCCUGUUUAGUUUUGUUUUUUUCCCUUCCUUUUUUGCCUUGGUGUACAUCUCUUUCACCUUUUUGCGUUCUGUCUGUCUUUUACUAGCUGGUGAAAAGAUGUGUAUAGUAUAAUGGAAGAACAUUUAUUGAUAGUGCAGAUUGUUUGGUUA